Molecule: messenger RNA, 4816 nt
Organism: Helianthus annuus (common sunflower)
Lineage: Eukaryota; Viridiplantae; Streptophyta; Magnoliopsida; Asterales; Asteraceae
Exons: 21
Coding region: 396-4685 (1429 amino acids)
Source: RefSeq, a predicted model, not a curated record
CCAAAACCAAUUCCUCCAACCCAACGUACAAACAUUACUCCAGAACGUACGAGUCAAUAAGCCAUCACUCUUACCCUUUAGAACAUUUCACUCUGUCAAAACCAGCAUUAGCUUCCUUCAAAAUUUAACUGCUUUUUCGCCUACCAAAAACACACACAUCACACACUCCUUUUAGACCAAAAGAUCAUUCUCUAGGGUUUUGUUUUCACAAAAUCCCCAAUUUCCAUAAUCGUAAACCUCACUUGUUCAUCAUAAUUACGCAUCACGUAACCUAAUUAACCAGUUUCCUCAUCUAAUUCGCAUGUUUUCAGUCAACAAUUGAUCUUUAUUUUGCUGUUUUCAUCACUUUUACGAUGCGAUUGAUGUAAUGACACAUCAAUUUCAUCGAUUUAGCAAUGGUGAGCUGUAUGUUUUCAAUAAUCGUACGGUUUUUGUUCGUGUUAAGCACUAUUUUGUUGAUCAGUGGAUUGGAUUUAGAUGAUUUUGGUGAUGAUAGUGAUGGAAUUAUGAGCUUGUUUCGGCAGGAUUACUCGCCACCGGCUCCGCCGCCACCGCCGCCUCACCCGCCCUCUACUACGUGCGAGGAUGGGCUCGGUGGCAUAGGGUCGUUAGAUACUACUUGUGAGGUAGUUGAUAGUUUGAAUUUGACUCAGAAUAUGUAUAUAGCAGGGAAGGGGAAUUUUUUUAUCCUUCCAAAUGUGACGGUGAGUUGUACGGUUAGUCCGGGGUGUGAGCUUGGGAUAAAUGUGACAGGGGACUUUAGACUAGGCGAAAACGCGCGGAUUGUGGUUGGGUCGUUGUAUCUCGAGGCUACGAAUGCGAGUUUCGGGGAGGGGUCGUUGGUGAACACUACUGGUUUAGGUGGUGAUCCGCCGGAGCAGACGAGUGGGACGCCGCACGGGCUUGAUGGAGCGGGUGGUGGUUAUGGUGGACGAGGAGCUGCGUGUUUGUUGAGUGAUAAGAAGCUUCCGGAGGAUGUUUGGGGAGGGGAUGCGUAUUCGUGGUCAAGUAUGCAGAAGCCGUGGAACUAUGGGAGUAAAGGUGGGACUACUAGUAAGGAGGUGGAUUAUGGCGGUGGUGGUGGUGGGAGGAUAAAAGUUGUGGUUAGGAGUCAUAUUGAGAUGAAUGGUACUUUAUUGGCUGAAGGCGGUGAUGGUGGCACGAAGGGUGGUGGUGGUUCGGGUGGCAGCAUCUACCUCAAGGGUUAUAAGAUGACUGGAAGUGGUUUCAUAAGUGCUUGUGGAGGUGAUGGUUUUGGUGGUGGUGGCGGAGGAAGAAUUUCUGCUGACGUUUAUAGUAGGCAUGAAGAACCCAGAAUCCUUGUCCAUGGUGGUAAUAGUGUGGGAUGCCCAUCAAAUGCGGGUGCUGCAGGGACUUUUUAUGAUUCCGUAACUCGGAGUCUUACGGUUGACAAUUUCAACAUGACAACCGACACAGACACCGUGUUGAUGGAGGUCUCAUAUCAGCCCCUUAUGACAAAUAUUUUUAUCCAAAAUUCUGCCAAGGUCUCUGUUCCCUUGCUUUGGAGCCGUAUCCAGGUUCAAGGGCAAAUUAGUGUUCUUGAUGGAGGUAUCUUGAGCUUUGGAUUGGCACAUUAUGCUUUGUCAGAAUUCGAGUUAGUGGCAGAAGAACUGCUGAUGAGUGAUUCUAUAAUCAAGGUUUAUGGUGCUCUGCGCAUGUCUGUGAAAAUGUUCUUGAUGUGGAAGUCACAAUUGCUUAUAGAUGUUGACGGUGACACGAAUGUGCAGAAUUCGUUUCUUGAGGCUAGCAAUCUUAUUGUCCUCAAGGAGUCUUCUUCCAUACGCUCAAAUGCUAAUCUUGGGGUUCAUGGGCAAGGUUUAUUAAACUUGUCAGGGCCCGGUGACCAUAUUGAAGCACAACGUCUCGUUCUGUCCCUGUUUUAUGGUGUCAAUGUGGGUCCCGGAUCUGUUUUACGCGGGCCCUUAGAAAAUAUGACAGCUAAUGCUGUGGUGCCGAAACUGAGUUGUGAAUCUCAACAAUGUCCAAAUGAACUACUGAAUCCACCAGACGACUGCAAUGUGAAUGCUUCAUUGUCCUUUACUCUUCAGAUCUGUCGUGUUGAAGAUAUCCUGGUUCAAGGCCUUAUAAAAGGGUCUGUUGUUAACUUCCAUAGGGCAAGGAGUGUUACUGUUGAAUCUACUGGGACAAUUAGUUCCUCAAAGAUGGGUUGCAUAGGAGGUAUCGGCAAGGGGGAAGUGUUGAGUGUUGGUGUUGGCAGUGGGGGUGGUUAUGGUGGUAGUGGUGGGUAUGGUUGUUAUAACGGGACCUGCAUUGAGGGCGGGCUUCCAUACGGAAAUGCCGAUUUGCCUUGUUGGUUAGGUAGUGGAGGAGGAAAUGAUGACAUUACUGACUCAACUGCUGGUGGUGGUGUUAUAGUGAUUGGUUCGUUGGAUCAUCCCUUGUCAAGUUUGUAUGUUGAUGGUUCAUUAGGAGCUGACGGAGGAAGUCAUAGUGUCGGAAAAUAUGAUGAUUGGUUCCAAGGGGAUGAGGAUGGGGGUGGGGGUGGGGGGUCUGGUGGAUCAAUUCUUGUGUUCUUGAAUGCUUUGACAGUUGGUGAGUCUGGAUUUCUUUCGAGCGAUGGCGGUCAUGGAAGUGAAAACGGGAGCGGUGGUGGUGGGGGUGGAAGAAUCCAUUUUCAUUGGUCACGCAUACCAACCGGGGAAAUAUAUCAACCUGUUGCUACUGUCAAAGGAAACAUCUCUGCUUGGGGAGGGUUGGGUGGAAAUGAAGAAGGUGCUGGCGAAACUGGAACAGUGACUGGAAAAUCUUGUCCGAAGGGGCUAUACGGCACAUUUUGCGAGGAAUGCCCUAUUGGUACAUACAAAAAUGUUACAGGAUCUGACAGGGAACUAUGUUUUGAUUGCCCAGCCAAUGAGCUUCCUCAUCGUGCAUACUAUAUUAAAGUACGAGGGGGCACCAUUGAAACUCCAUGUCCCUACAAAUGCAUAUCAGACAAAUAUCAUAUGCCACAUUGUUACACUGCUCUUGAAGAGUUAAUGGACACAUUUGGCGGCCCUUGGUUAUUUGGGCUUCUUCUAUUGGGCCUUCUUAUUCUCUUAGCAUUGGUGCUUAGCGUUGCAAGAAUGAAGUUUGCAGGAUUUGAUGAGUCAUCAGGGUCUGCUCCAACACAUGGCUCUCAGAUCGAUCACUCAUUCCCAUUCUUGGAGUCUCUCAAUGAGGUGUUGGAAACAAACAGAGUGGAGGACUCUCAAGGUCAUGUGCAUAGGAUGUACUUUAUGGGACAAAAUACGUUCAGGGAACCGUGGCAUCUUCUGCACACACCUCCCGAACAAGUCAUAGAUAUUGUGUAUGAGGGUGCGUUUAAUAGAUUUGUAGAAGAAAUUAACGCGCUAGCGACUUAUCAAUGGUGGGAGGGAUCAAUUUACAACAUUCUUUUUUUCCUUGCUUAUCCUCUUGCAUGGUCAUGGCAACAAUGGAGGCAAAAGUUGAAGUUGCAAAGACUACGCGAGUUUGUUAGGUCUGAGUAUGACCAUGCCUGCUUGCGUUCUUGUCGAUCACGUGCUCUUUAUGAAGGCCUAAAGGUAGCUGCAACAUCUGAUUUAAUGCUAGCUUAUGUGGACUUCUUUCUUGGCGGCGAUGAAAAAAGAAGCGAUCUCCCUCCUCGUCUUCAUCAAAGAUUUCCAUUGUCUCUUUUGUUUGGUGGUGACGGAAGUUACAUGGCUCCCUUCUCACUUCAUAGUGACAAUGUCAUCACAACUCUCAUGAAUCAGUGUGUACCUCCUACCACUUGGUAUCGGUUUGUAGCUGGUUUAAACGCACAAUUGCGGUUGGUUCGUAGAGGUCGACUUAGGGUGAUGUUUUCCCCAAUUGUCACGUGGAUUGAAACUUAUGCCAAUCCGACAUUAAAGAUUUACGGUGUACGCGUUGACCUGGCUUUGUUUCAAGCUACAAGUGGGGACAAUCAUCAAUAUGGAAUUGUCGUAACUUCCGUACGGGGUGACCCAACGGGACAGCUGCCUAGUAAUAAUGAUAAUGUCUUUCGAGAAGAUUCAAGAGAAGAUAAGGCUGCAUAUCAGGGGCAGGGGGAUAUCAAUGAGAACCUGAUACAAAAAAAGAGUUAUGGUAGAGUAUUAGAUAUCGACAGUGUCAAAUCACUAAAAGAAAACCGACAAAUAGUUUCAUAUUCUCUCUCCUUUAUUAUCCAUAACACCAAACCCGUUGGCCACCAGGAUCUAGUUGGUUUGGUGAUCUCAAUGCUACUAUUGGGAGAUUUUAGUCUUGUUUUGCUUACAUUGCUCCAGUUAUAUUCUUUUUCUUUAGCACACGUAUUCUUGGUUCUAUUAAUUUUGCCACUCGGGAUAUUGCUUCCGUUUCCUGCUGGUAUCAAUGCUCUGUUUAGUCAAGGACCUAGGCGGUCAGCCGGGCUGGCCCGUAUAUAUGCUCUCUGGAACAUAACAUCCUUAGUCAACGUCGUGGUUGCUUUUUUCUGUGGUUAUGCUCAUUACUCGAGUCAGGCUAGUAAAACGCCUUCAGAUCUCCAGCCGUGGACCAUGGAGGAAAGCGAGUGGUGGAUAUUUCCAGUUGCGCUAGUUUUGUGUAAAUGCAUCCAGUCUAUCUUCAUAAAUUGGCAUAUUGCAAACUUAGAAAUUCAAGAUCGGUCGUUAUAUAGUGGUGACACUGACAUGUUUUGGCAAUCGUCAUAGCUUUAGGUCUAUUUAUUUAUUUAUUAAUUUUCGAAUCUACCUUUUUUGGCUGUUCAUUCUACUAGGCUAAAAGGAUAUUGCUCCAAGUUUAUCGUUGUUUUAUAUAAAUAAACUUCGGGUAAUUUCUUAUA